Molecule: messenger RNA, 2784 nt
Organism: Silurus meridionalis
Lineage: Eukaryota; Metazoa; Chordata; Actinopteri; Siluriformes; Siluridae
Product: endothelin receptor type B-like
Exons: 8
Coding region: 265-1518 (417 amino acids)
Biological process (GO): enteric nervous system development; vasoconstriction; G protein-coupled receptor signaling pathway
Cellular component (GO): membrane
Molecular function (GO): endothelin receptor activity
Source: RefSeq, a predicted model, not a curated record
CACACACACUGAAGCUCACACACACUGAAGCUCACACACACUGAAACACGGUGAUCUCAGAGGAUCAGAUCGGUCACGUCAAGAAACACUCGAUGGAUGAGAAACGCGACAAAUCACUGAGAUAACUGUUACACCGCGGACAUAUUUGUGGAUAAACAGACGAGCACAGAGUUCAGGAGGAGACCAGAAGCAGCUUAAAGAGCAGGUGCACCAAAAGAACCUUAUAAACCUGUGUCCACAUCUCGUGCAGUGUUUCAACUGAGAAUGAAGCCCGUGUGGCUGGUGAUUCUACUCCUGACAGGCUGCUGUUGGGCUUCCCGUUUCAGUCGUGACUCAACUCGAGUUGCACUCAGCCGUGUUCCCAGUGACGAGGUAGAGAGCACGGCCUGGAAUGACUCCAACACAGAGCAGCCUGGGUCAAGGAACUCGCCACGCAUCCCGUUCCCACCUAUGUGUGCCAGACCCAGUGAGAUCAAGCACACAUUUAAGUACAUCAACACCGUCAUAUCCUGCAUGAUUUUUGUGGUGGGCAUCAUUGGAAACUCAACACUACUGCGUAUCAUCUACAAGAACAAGUGCAUGAGGAACGGGCCGAACGUGCUCAUUGGCAGCUUAGCUUUAGGAGAUCUCCUCUACAUCCUCAUCGCCAUCCCUAUCAAUGUGUUUAAGCUGCUGGCAGAAGAUUGGCCAUUUGGUGUGUACAUCUGCAAGCUAAUGCCAUUCAUCCAAAAAGCCUCAGUGGGCAUCACGGUUCUCAGCUUAUGUGCCCUCAGCAUUGACAGAUACCAUGCUGUUACUUCAUGGAGCCGAGUGAAGGGGAUGGGGAUUCCCUUAUGGAAAGCUGUGGAAGUAACACUCAUCUGGCUACUGUCAGUGAUCCUAGCAGUGCCUGAGGCUUUGGCCUUUGACCUAAUGGAGACAGUUUACAGAGGCCAGAAACUGCGGGUGUGCUUGCUUCAUCCUGUACAGACCACACCAUUCCUGCAGUUUUAUCAGGAUAUAAAGGACUGGUGGCUGUUUGGCUUUUACUUCUGUUUACCACUGGCUUGCACUGGUGUCUUCUAUACCCUUAUGUCAUGCGAGAUGCUGAAAAGGAAGAAAGGAAUGCGCAUCGCCCUUAAUGAUCAUAUGAAGCAGCGACGGGAAGUGGCGAAAACGAUAUUCUGCCUUGUGGUCAUCUUUGCUCUCUGCUGGUUACCUCUGCACCUCAGCCGCAUCCUGAAAAAGACUAUCUACAAUCCGACAGACCCUAACCGCUGUGAGCUCUUAAGCUUUCUUCUUGUGAUGGACUACAUCGGCAUCAAUAUGGCUUCCCUCAACUCGUGCAUCAACCCUGUGGCUCUCUACUUUGUCAGUCAGAAGUUCAAAAAUUGCUUCAAGUCAUGUCUCUGUUGCUGGUGCCAGAGGAACUCUCCAGCAAUUGAGCAGGGCUCAGGAGUCCACUGGAAAGGGUCAAGUCAUGGUAAUGGUCUGGAUCGGUCCAGCUCGCGGUCUAGUCAGAAGUACAGUUCCUCCUAAAUACUCCAUGAUGCCUCAGGUUCCUGGGUUUAGAAGCAACUAGAUUUGCUCUUAGUACCACAUCAAUGGUUCCUGAGGACUCAAACUGACACUGAUUCUCAUCAGACUUCCACUUCAAAGCUAGUAUUUGACUUGGAUGGCUGAGCAGUCUCACCACUUCUGAUCAAGAAGAUUUCCAACACAAAGAACACAUUUACAGGUUUUAUUCACAGACUAGCUGUGUGUUGUAAGAUAUCUAAGUCGCAUGUAGCCCAUGCAGGCUGGAUCCUGGUGGUCCAUGCUAGAGAUCUAAAUAUAGUACUGCCACUGGAUGGCUCCACUUUAGGGGACUUUAGGGGUUCAUGAUAAGACUGAAAUACUGAGACUGCACUGGAGUGAAGCACCAUGUAAAGUAAAUCACCUUGAGUUUCUGGUGUUCUACUUUACCUUAGACAAAGCUUAAGAACUUCCAUAAAACAACUGAAGUGUUGCUGGUGGAACAGCACUGAUGAUAUGCAUUGUACGUUGCAAUCUGUAGUAAUUUGAGCGAUAAGUCAUAAAAGAAAUGACUGUGUAAAACAUUUUGUUACAUUGAGGUAAACUGUGCAAGCUGUAUUAUUAUAGUAUUUUAGGAGGUGAUAAAACUGAUUGUUGUUUUAUCACUGCAGUGAUCAGCUGCACAAAAUCCAUAUUUUAUGUACAAUACAGUGUAACUGAUUUGCCUGCUACUAAAGGAAAUGUGUAAACUACUGGAUAUAAGCAAGGCAAACUUUUCCAUGUUUGCUUUUUAUAUAUAUAUAUAUAUAUAUAUAUAUAUAUAUAUAUAUAUAUAUAUAUAUAUAUAUAUAUAUAUAUAUAUAUUUAUUGAAUCGUGAAACCACCAUAUUAUUAUUACCUUGAUUCACUUUUGUUAAAAAUAAAGAAAUAUAAUAUUUUAGUGCAUUCUUUAUUGUGUAUAUAAGAGCGCCAAUAUUGCCUGUAGAUGUAGUAAUGGUGGUAAGUAAGUAGAGACCCAGUUCAGUCUUCAAUUUGAAAAUAUAUCUUAUUACUGAACUACUAACACUAAUCUGAUUUAAUGUGACAUUUAGCCAUUGACAUGGCUUCAAUGUUAAACUGUUCUAUACCCGUUUUAAAUAUUUGGUGUAUUUACCCCCACCCCAAAAAAAAGAAAAAAAAAAAAGAGUGUACAUUCAUUUAUCCUCAAAGGAUUCUAUUUUUCAUUAUUAACAAUGCUUUUAUAUUGUACCAGCUUAGUAAAUAGGCUGCAAUAAAUGCUAUUUUAUCACA